AUGAAACUACCAACCCUCGCUCUGGCCGCAGCAGCUGUCGCUGCUCCCCUGGUAGCCCCCGUCGAGCAAUUCUCGCUCCCCACACAAAAAGGCAACGGCUACCUGAUAGUCAACGUCGACCGACUGUCGGUGCGGUUCCCCUACGGCGUGGAAUUCUCCAUCGGCACCCCGGCCCAGCGGUUCAAGGGCGUGUUUGACACUGGCAGCGAACGUCUGCAGAUGAACGGCGCUUCCGACUCUCGAUGCCAAGCCGAUAACGACUACGUGUGCCUGGGCGGCGUCUACAACCCCGCAGACUCCUCCACUUGGAAGUAUGACACCAACGGAACCGGCACCUGGGGCGGACAAGGCGCCGAAGGAACAGACACCCUCACCCUGGGCUUCAAAAAGGACGAGUGCGACUUCUUCCAGGGCGGCGACAUUGUUUCAAUCCCCGGCUACGGAAUCUACAACUCCAACGACACGGCAGGCUGGGACUCGCCCAUCUUCGGACUGUCCAAAAUCUUGUACCCCGAAGAGGGAUACAAGAACCUGCCGUACUGGCUCAAGGAACAGGGCAUUGCCAAGCGACAGGCCUUCUCCCUCUACUCCGAGGCGCCCAUCGAGCUGGACUCCGCUGCCACCAAAAACGUGAGAACUCAGUGCAUUUUCGGCGGAAUCGAUCACUCCAAGUACGAAGGACCUCUCGUCAAGCUGCCCCUGGUGUCUGAGACCCAGUACUCUGUGCGAAUCAACACCAUGACCAUCGGUGGAGUGGUCCAGCCGUCGGAAAACGCCCGAAACCUCACUCUGGACACCGGCGUCAACGACAUCCGAUUCCUGUCCAACGAAACCUCCGAGUGGAUCUCUCAAAAGUACGGAACCCACACCUACAACGGCACCCAGUGGGACAUAGCCUGCGACGCUGAGUUCGACAUCAACUACGAGUUUGAAGGCGGCGUUUCCAUCCCCGUCAACUUCAAGCAGUUUGUCCAACACAACCCCAACGGAGUGUGCAACAUUGGAAUCGAAAUCGGAGACAACCAGACCGACACCAUUGCUGGCGCCUCAUUUAUUUCCCGAGCAUACGUGGUAUACGACAACGACUACCCAUUCCUUCACCUAGCCAAGCGAAAGUACGGCUACUCCAAGCCCAACAUUGAGGUCAUCACCGGAGAGAUUAGCUAA
Yarrowia lipolytica CLIB122 is the source of this 1167-nucleotide messenger RNA. RefSeq lists its product as uncharacterized. NCBI's taxonomy places the organism in Eukaryota, Fungi, Ascomycota, Dipodascomycetes, Dipodascales. Gene Ontology annotation, molecular function: aspartic-type endopeptidase activity. Gene Ontology annotation, cellular component: fungal-type vacuole. The record is from RefSeq and is a predicted model, not a curated record.